This is a messenger RNA of Teleopsis dalmanni, 6911 nucleotides long. Its product is annotated as bromodomain and WD repeat-containing protein 3-like. Gene Ontology annotation, biological process: regulation of cell shape; regulation of transcription by RNA polymerase II; cytoskeleton organization. The transcript is spliced from 18 exons. NCBI's taxonomy places the organism in Eukaryota, Metazoa, Arthropoda, Insecta, Diptera, Diopsidae. Gene Ontology annotation, molecular function: protein binding. Gene Ontology annotation, cellular component: nucleus. Bases 168 to 6845 code for a protein of 2225 amino acids. The record is from RefSeq and is a predicted model, not a curated record.
UUUGCUUGUUCAGAAGUGUAAAAAAGUAUGAAAAAGACUGAAAAGGUGGCAUCGGUGAAGAGCUUAGCGAAUUUUGUCGUUGGGCUACGCAACUAGCAAAGUUUUUAUUUAUAUGUAGGUAAAGAAAAUUCUACUCAAUGAAGAAUUUUAUGAUUUAAUGGCAUAAAAUGGAUAAUACACAAACUAUAGAGGAAAGGAUUGUAACGCCAGAAUUGUUUUUUUUAAUAACAAAGUUUCUGGCUAACGGACCACUUCAGGACACAGCCAAGGUUUUAGUGCAGGAAUUAGAAGAAAAAAAGGUAUUACCUAAGCGUACAGAUUGGCUUGGAAAUCAACAUGAGCAGACGUUUAGGGAGUUGGAAAAUAAAUAUUCACAUAUCGGACACAAUCAUUUAUUGGAAAUAUGUUGUCGCAUUGGACCUAUUUUAGAUAAAGAACUAGCGCCUAGUGUUCCCGGUAUUAUUUCAUUACUUGGUUCUGGUCGACAAAGUCUUCUUCGCACCAAAGAUAGUGUAUACCAUACUCGAUCUUUAUUAGAUUAUUGUACUCGAUAUCAUGGUGUUUCACUGCCCGAUUCAUCAGUAAUUAAGCCCAUUCAUAAUUAUCAAAAAGUUUUAACUGGUCGUGAAUAUGGAGGACCCGUCCGUAGAAAACUGCUUGUUCCAACAAGCUUGUAUGGUAAAACGAAGCUCUUACGUCGAACAGUUGGUCACUUAUCAUCAGUAUAUUGCGUACUAUUUGAUCGCACAGGACGUUAUAUUAUAACGGGAGCCGAUGAUUUAUUAAUUAAAAUAUGGUCGGCAACAGAUGGCCGAUUAUUAGCAACUUUACGUGGUGCUUCAGCUGAAAUUACAGAUAUUGCAAUUAAUUUAGAUAACACAAUGUUAGCUGCCGGUUCACUAGACCGCAUUUUGCGCGUUUGGGAUUUACAAUCUACUUCACCGAUUGCUGUUUUGUCUUCACAUACAGGCAUGAUAACAUCAGUAAAUUUUUGUCCCUCUCCGAGAGGUGAUCUAAAGUACUUAGUAACAACUAGCACAGAUGGUUCUAUAGCAUUUUGGCAAUAUUCAACACCUCGUGGUCAAAAAGUUUCUUUUGCACCAAAACCUACUCAAUUUCAUGAAAAAUUAAGGCCGGGUCAAGCGCAAAUGAUGUGUACUAGUUUUUCACCAGGAGGUAUAUUUCUUGCUGCAGGUUCCGCAGAUCAUCAUGUUCGCGUAUAUCUUAUGUCGGAAGACGGGCCAAAGCGAAUAUUAGAAUCAGAAGCAUACACAGAUGCAGUGGAUUCAGUUCAAUGGUCGCAUCGUGGAUUGCGUUUUAUAUCAGGUAGUAAAGAUGGCACAGCACAUGUAUGGAGUUUUGAAUCACAGCAAUGGAAAAGUGUUAAAUUAUGUAUGUCUGAGCGGUUGCCAACAUGUCCUGAACCCGAGGAAGGAAAGAAACUUAAAGUAACUAUGGUGGCAUGGGAUUGCUCUGAUAAGUAUGUGAUAACUGCUGUAAAUGAUUUCACAAUAAAAAUUUGGAAUUCAAAAACUGCCAAACUUCACCGCGUGUUACGUGGACACAAAGACGAAUUAUAUGUUUUGGAAACAAAUCCAAAAGAUGAGCAUGUGUUGCUUUCAGCAGGACACGAUGGUCAAGUAUUUCUAUGGGAUAUAGAACAGGGCAUCUCUGUCGCUCAUUUUGUUAACGAUAUUGAUGGUCAGGGUCAUGGAGGUGUAUUUGAUGCUAAGUGGUCACCUGAUGGUACAAUGAUUGCUGCUACAGACUCUCAUGGACAUAUAUUAAUAUUUGGUCUAGGAAUUGGACCUGAUAAAUACAAAAUUUUACCCAAUGAAUUGUUUUUCCAUACCGAUUAUCGACCACUAUUAAGAGACACAGCCCAUCAUGUUGUUGAUGAACAAACUCAAAUUAUGCCACAUUUAAUGCCACCACCAUUUUUAGUUGAUGCUGAUGGCAAUCCGCAUCCUGCUAAAUAUCAACGUUAUGUGCCUGGAAGAGAAAACUGUUCAACAGAUCAACUUAUACCUAAUCUUACAAUUGGGGCAGAUGGUGUAGUUAUUGAAGACAAUGGUGGUAGUAAUUAUAGUCAAAUUGAUCGGUUAAUAGCAGCUUUGCAAAAUCGACAAGGUGGAGCUGGUACAGUGUCAUUGCCAAAUAACGCCAGUAAUAACCAUUCACAGCUUGAUCUUAUGAAUGAAGCUUUAGCAAAUCGACAAGGGCAGGAACAAGCACCAGAUUCAAAUAAUACCGCGGGAAGCAGUAGAGGAAUAUCAGCUCAAUUAGGAGCUGGAAAUAAUCUCACAAGAAACGGAAUUAAUCCAGCAAUACGCCGUCUUUCUGAGGCUAAUAGCAUACCUCCACGGCAAGGUACUACUUGGGGAAGACCUCCAGAACAGCAAAUUCAGUCGCCACUCAUGAAAUAUGUACGGCGAAUCUAUAUACGUCCUAUGAAAUAUGCUCAACUACAGAAUUUAAGACAAAAUGUUUAUGCUUCUGGAAAUUUUGAAAUGCAAGAAUAUAAGAGAGAGUUAAGGCGUCGUCCUAUAAUGAUAAACACCUCUAAUGCAGCUACUUCAACACAGGGUUCUGGUCGUCAACGGAGUACUAGAGCAAAUGGUGGACGUGCUGGCCGGAGACGCGGGCAACCUUCCCAACCAGCUUAUCGUACCCGUGCAGUACGUGAAGAAGAAGAAUCAAUUCCUGCUCCGCCUGAAGAAGAUGAUGAUAGUAGCGCAACGUCUGGCGAUACAAAUUAUUCAAAUGCAGAAGAAAAUCUAGAAUCAUCUGAUGAUUCGGAUACAGAAAGCUCUGAUUACUCAGAUUGGGUUGCUGAUACUCCUGGUCCAAACUUGGAACCACCUAAACGUUGUAAACGUAAGCCACUAUCCCGACGUCACACGCUUAGUGACGAUAGUAGUGAUGAAACAGAGCAAGCAUCAACUUCUGCUGCAGCCAAUGCAUCACGUCGAAAUAAAAGAUCCCAACCACCAACAGCUCCAAAUGGUGAAAUAUCUGAAUUAUAUCGUCCAUCAGAAUGGUUAUCAGAGGUUAUUCCUCGUAAAGCACCUUACUACCCUCAAAUGGGUGACGAAGUAGUAUAUUUUCGACAAGGUCAUCAACGUUAUUUAGAAGCUGUUAACCAAAAAAAAGUUUAUAAACUUACACAAAGUUCAGAACCCUGGAAUUGUCGAACUUUGCGAGAUCAUGAGUUAGUUCGAGUGAUCGGGAUUAAGUAUGAAAUUCGUCCACCACGUUUAUGUUGUCUUAAACUUGCAAUGGUUGAUGAAGAUGGAAAUAUGACAGGUUCUUCAUUUAAAAUAAAGUACCAUGACAUGCCAGAUGUCUUGGACUUUUUAGUUUUGCGACAAACUUUUGAACUUGCAGUGCAAAGGAAUUGGAAUAUUGGUGAUCGAUUUCGUUGUAUGAUUGGCGAUGGUUGGUGGAUGGGUCAAAUUGAAUCUAGACAUGCUUUGGCGACAGAGUUUCCGAAUUCAUAUUUUAUGUGUUUUCGUGUAAGAUGGGAUAACGGAGAAUACGAAUAUAUGAGCCCUUGGGAUAUGGAACCUAUUGAUGAGAAUCGUUUGCCUGACGAAGUUGGUGGUGCAGUUCCUGUACUGCCAGAAGAAAUUAGGGCAACCUUAUAUCAACCUAAGUCGGAAGAAUGGCACCGAGGUGAUAGAGAUGGAUCUUGUAGACGUAUAAUUAAUGGAUUUGAACAAGUUAUGCGUUUAUCUAUAGCUGAACAUUUUUUGGCUCCUGUUGAUUUGAAUAUAUAUCCAGAUUAUGCAUAUUUAAUAGAAUAUCCUAUUGAUUUAACUACGAUAAAGUCUCGUUUUGAAAAUCAUUUUUAUCGUAGAAUUACUUCAGCGCAAUUUGAUGUUCGUUAUUUAGCGACAAAUGCGGAAAAAUAUAAUCGGUCACAUACAAACAUUAUUAAACACGCACGCAUCAUCACAGAACUUUGUUUGAGGAUUAUUAGAGAACUUAGCGAUAUUGAUGUAGCCGCAGCUUAUCAUCAAUACGUUGAUUUCUAUCAUUCAUCUGAAACUGAGAAUGAGCGUGAUUCUGAUGUUGUGCCUUCUACAAGUACAGGCGCUACUACGCCGGCAGCAGCGCGAAGAACUUUAUCAUCAACACGAAGAUCUAAUCGUAUACGUUCAGAUGGCGAUUGGCGCUCCGACUGCAGGCAACUACUAGAUAUACUUUGGCAAAGGCCAGAUUCAGCGCCAUUUCGAGAACCUGUUGAUACAAUUGAGUUUCCAGAUUAUUUGGAAAUAAUUUCCACUCCAAUGGACUUACGCACUGUUAAGGAAGAUUUGCUAGGUGGAAAUUAUGAUGAUCCUUUGGAUUUUGCAAAAGAUGUGCGCUUAAUAUUUAUUAACUCGAAGAAUUACAACACUAACAAACGCUCAAGAGAUUAUUCCUCGAUUUAUUCUAUGACGCUUCGCCUCAGUGCUCUUUUUGAGUCUCACAUAAAAACCGUCGUCAGCAACUGGAAAGCUGCAAGACGGCGCGCUAAUAAAAACAAAAAGAAUAGUGGUAGAGGAUCAAGUAGUAGUCCUACGAAAAGGACACAAUCUGAAAGAAAUCGUCCUGGACCUUCUACUCGAAGAAAUAAUAAAUCUAAUCGACAAAUUCGUAGUUCUGACGAAGAUGUCGAGAAUGAUGAAGAUGAUUCGCAGCCACGCAGUAGUCAACGACGAGUUGGAAGAAAUGGGCCAACUCGUUCACAGGUUGUAACAUCAAACUCAUCUAAUCGUGUUACUUCAUCAUCACAUCGACGAAUAAAUGGAACAGAGGAUGCACAACCUACACGUAGUUCACGACGUAAAGCGCAUAGUCAAGAACUAAAUGAAGAUGAGGAUGAUGACGAAGAUGAAGAGGAAGACGAAGAAAAUGAACAAAAUGAAAGUGAAGAAAAUGAGAGUAGCUCCAAUAGUGAAGCCGAUGAUGUAUCAAGUGAAGAUGAAAGUAGUGGGGAUGGCAGUGAUAGUAAUAAUAAUGAUGACGACGAUGACGACCAUGAUUCAAAUGUUGGACGCUCUCCAAGAAAAAAAAAUAAACGAAAAUCUCAUUCAGAUGAUGAUUCAGAAGAAAGUUAUAAUCCCUUAAAAGAUCGUCGUCAAAAUAAAAAACGUCGAAAAUAUAAUAAACAAAAACAGACGCAACGUAAACGAAAUGGUGUACAUAAAAAAAGUAAACCCACUGCCAAUGGUAUUAAAAGAACGGUUUCAAAUCCGAAAAAUUCUCGAAGAGGUCAACGUCGACGAUACCAAUCUUCCGGUGAUGAGGAAACAGUAGUAGUUUCCCAAAUAGAUGAAAGCACUCAAGAUACGGACCAGCAUACACCAAAGAAAAAAGGUCGACCACCCAAAGCGCAGAGUACAACAUAUGUUGCCAAUGGUCCUAGUACAAGUUCAAGUACUUUACCAGAAGUCUCAUCCCGUAUUACUCGUGGCGCAGCAGGUUCAAGACGUAAUCCUGCUGAAAACGACCAUAGUUAUCAUUUGCCAGUUCGCAAUGGACGCUUACAAGAAUCAGAUACAGAUUCAAGAGAAUUAGGCACACGUCCUACACGCUCAAGUGCUAAAAGAGCAAUUCUUGAAUGGGCAAAAGGAAGCGAUAUUGACGAGAUAGAUAGUGAUGAGGCUGAGGAGAUAUUGCCUACUCCAACACCAACUAAGGUUAAUGGUACGGCAAAUAAUACGCGGUAUUUAAAUGGCCCUUCAACAAGUCGUGCCGCUAUUGCUGCCGCAGCUGCUAACACUGGCACAGUAAUUAGGCAGUUGCGAACGAAUAGAAAUACAGUUGUAGAACCGCGGGGGAUUGAUAGUGACGACGAUGGUAGUGAUGACGAACCUUUAGCUUCAAGUCAGAAUUCACAGCUUAGUGCACAAAGUAAAAGACAGCACUCAAUACGAGUUGAUGCCACUAGAGUAAGUCGACAAAGUUCUUUACAGUUGCAACGAUUACGACCGCACGCGGUAGCAAUUAGUACUAGUGCGAGUACAUCACAUAUGACACGUUCUCACGCAACCUCAACUACAUCAAAUGCCGCGUCGUCCUCUAGCAGUAGAAUAUUACCCUUAAGCACGCAUGAUCACAAUUACAUUGGUGAUACAAGACCGACAACAACAAACAGUAAUGUGCGAAACACACGUCGUUUAUUAUCCCGACAUCAACGAAAUGCUGAUGAAUUAGAUAGUAGUAUUGAUCCUUUGGAAAAUGUGAGGCUUUUUGCUGCGGCUUCUCGUUCCAGACGCAACUUUCCCACCUCAACAUCAAAUGUAUCAAAUACAACUAAUAGUACUAAUGCAGUAACAACUGUUGAAGUUAGGCGUGGACGUUCACGUUAUAGCCAAGAAAAUUCUCAAACUGAUGCACACGAUGAUGACGAAGAUGAAGAUGCUGGAGGUUCAGAUGAAGGAACAGUGGGUGGCUCUAGUAAUCACACCGAAGAUUCUUCUGACUCUGACGACAAUCAACCGUUGACAUCGUAUGUACCCGCAGCAAAAAGAUCACAACGUAAUAUAGUAAAAAGUCGUAAAACAGAAAUCAAUCGGGAAGUGCGUGUGCAGCGUGGUUGUCGAAAUCUUAAACGACCUCGUUAUAAUGAACAAAGUGAAGACGACGAACCAGCGCCAAGUCGCAGACGUACGAAUGAUAACGGUGUUGGAAGUUCGGCUACUGUGUCUACAGUAUCAUACAAUAGAUUAGCAGCAGUUGAUGACGUCGGAGAUGAUAGUUCUGUAGACAGCGACGACGAACAAUUAAUAAGCGUGAGUAGUAGAGGAAGAGUGCGGAAAAUUACUGCCAAAGCGAGAGGGAUUUUCAAAGAGUAAUUUAUAUAAAAAUGAACUUUACUCUUGACUGUUAAUAUUUAUAUAUAUACAAAAAGAAAAAAAAAA